AUGGUGAAUUACGAUGAUAUGAAGCCUUUCAUUCAGCGAAUCGCUGAUGGCAAAUCGUCUGGUAUCCUCUCUACUGAACCCAUCACUGAGCUUCUCACUAGCUCAGGGACUUCUGGUGGACAACCGAAAUUGAUGCCUUCUACAGCUGAAGAAUUGGAUAGGAAGACAUUUUUCUACAACAUGCUUGUGCCUAUCAUGAGCAAGUUCGUGAAUGGGCUCGAUGAAGGAAAAGGAAUGUAUCUUUUGUUCAUAAAACCAGAGAUCAAGACUCCUUCUGGCCUUAAAGCUCGUCCUGUGUUGACUAGUUACUACAAAAGUCAACAAUUCAAGAACAGACCAUUCAACAAGUACAAUGUCAUCACUAGCCCUAACGACACCAUUCUUUGUGAAGACAGCAAGCAAAGCAUGUACUGUCAGCUUCUUUGCGGUCUAGUCCAACAAUCUCAUGUCCUAAGACUCGGUGCGAGUUUCGCCUCUGCUUUUCUUCGAGCGGUCAAGUUCUUGGAGAGUCAUUACAAUGAGCUUUGUGCUGAUAUUAGGACCGGUACUAUCACUAGCUGGAUCACUGAGUCAGCUUGUAGAGACUCGGUUUUGUCGAUCCUUAACGGUCCAAAUCCAGAACUGGCUGAUGAAAUCGAGUCUUUGUGUGGUGCUAAGUCGUGGGAAGGAAUCUUGAGAAAGAUUUGGCCUAAGACUAAGUACAUUGAGGUGAUUGUUACUGGCUCAAUGGCUCAGUAUAUUCCGACACUCGAGUUUUAUAGCGGAGGUUUGCCUUUGGUUUCGAUCAUGUAUGGUGCAUCUGACUGUUUCUUUGGUAUUAACAUUAACCCUAUGUGUAAGCCAUCAGAGGUUUCUUACACACUUCUUCCUAACAUGGGUUACUUUGAGUUCUUGCCUGUUGACGACAAAUCUCUUGACAAAUCGCAUUCAACCGUUGAUGAUAAUGCUCUUAAGGGAGAAGAUCUUAUUGUCGAUCUUGUUAAUGUCGAAAUUGGUCGCUACUAUGAACUAGUCAUCACUACAUUCGCAGGUUUAUACAGAUACAAAGUAGAAGAUAAUCUAAAGGUGACUGGUUUCCACAACAAGGCACCUCAAUUCAGUUUCGUGGAGAGAAGGAACGUUGUCCUAAGCAUAGACACAGACAAAACCAGUGAAGAAGAUCUAAUGAAGGCAGUGACACAAGCCAAACUCAACCAUCUCCAGAAAAGCCUCUUGCUCACUGAGUACACAAGCUAUGCGGACACGUCAUCAAUCUCAGGGCAUUACGUGCUCUUUUGGGAGCUGAAGCCACGUCACGACAAUGAACCACCAAAGCUAGACAAGAAGACAAUGGAAGAUUGUUGCUCUGAGGUUGAAGAUUGUUUGGAUUACGUGUACAGGAGAUGCAGGAACAAAGACAAAUCAAUAGGUCCAUUGGAGAUAAGAGUGGUGAGUUUGGGUACCUUUGAUUCGUUAAUGGACUUUAGUAUCGCACAAGGAUCUUCAGUGAAUCAGUAUAAGACCCCAAGAUGUGUUACAUCUGGUGGAGCUCUUGAGAUUCUUGAUUCAAGAGUUACUAGGAGGUUCUUCAGCAAGAGAGUUCCCCAAUGGGAACCAUUUGGUUCAGAUUCUUAG
Arabis nemorensis is the source of this 1614-nucleotide messenger RNA. The record is from the annotation of a GenBank genome assembly. Lineage: Eukaryota; Viridiplantae; Streptophyta; Magnoliopsida; Brassicales; Brassicaceae.